Molecule: messenger RNA, 1003 nt
Organism: Grus americana (Whooping crane)
Lineage: Eukaryota; Metazoa; Chordata; Aves; Gruiformes; Gruidae
Gene: WFDC3
Product: WAP four-disulfide core domain 3
Exons: 5
Coding region: 89-868 (259 amino acids)
Biological process (GO): negative regulation of peptidase activity; antibacterial humoral response; innate immune response
Cellular component (GO): extracellular region
Molecular function (GO): serine-type endopeptidase inhibitor activity
Source: RefSeq, a predicted model, not a curated record
ACCGGCGCGGGGCGCUGCGCUAGCCCGGGUCGGGCCCGGGGCUCCCGGGCUGUACUUAAGCGGCCGCGGGCGGUGCGGGGUCAGCGCCAUGAAGCUGGGGCUGUUCCUGCUGCUGCUGUUGGUCCCCCUGGGCCCCUCCGGCCACUGCCGGCUGGCCUCGGGGCACCGCCUGCCAGGGAAGCGCGGCGAGUGCCCCCGGCCCAGCAGGAUCCCCCUGAAGCCCUGCGGCAACUUCUGCUCUACGGACGACAGCUGCCCGGGCAGCGAGCGCUGCUGCAGCACCGGCUGCGGACGGGAGUGCCGGCUCCCCGUGGGAGCCAAGAGAGGCUUCUGCCCGCGGCUGGACCCUAGCAUGAUGACCAUCUGCACGGUGCGGUGCAGCAAAGACAGCGACUGCCAAGGCAGCAGCAAGUGCUGCAGCAUGGGCUGCGAUGUCCACUGUGUGGGGUCAGUCACAGCCAAACCAGGCGUCUGCCCCAAGAGAAAGGUGCUGCAGACCUUCGCCCCCUGCAGCAACUCCUGCAAGGAUGACACCGACUGUCCCCGCUAUGAGAAGUGCUGCUUCACCGGCUGUGGCCUUGGCUGCCUGCCUCCGGACAGAGGUACCACGGCUCUGCUCCUGCCCACUGCCUGGGUCCACCAGCUGGGUCCUGCUCCCUCCGGCGGCCCUGUGUCCUCGGGUGACAUCUGUCACCUCCCGCCCGUGCCUGGCCCGUGCAGGGGACGUUUCCGUCGCUAUGCCUAUAACCCUGCCACGGGGACCUGCCAGCUGUUCAUUUAUAGUGGCUGUGGGGGGAACCCCAACAACUUCAGAACGGUGGAGGAGUGCCAGCAGGUCUGCCAGCAACCGGGGAGAGCCAAGGAGUGACCCCGAGGAGGAGGUGGCAGUGGGGCUUCAGCCCCUCCGUGGGGCCAGCAACCCAGGGGCUGAAGUCUGCGGCGGUGCUGGCUGCCACGCUCUGCCCCAUGCAAUAAAGCCGCCAGGACGCCUGGCUUGCAGCAG